This is a messenger RNA of Rasamsonia emersonii CBS 393.64, 846 nucleotides long. RefSeq lists its product as uncharacterized. Bases 1 to 846 code for a protein of 281 amino acids. The transcript is spliced from 3 exons. The record is from RefSeq and is a predicted model, not a curated record. NCBI's taxonomy places the organism in Eukaryota, Fungi, Ascomycota, Eurotiomycetes, Eurotiales, Trichocomaceae.
AUGAAUGAAGGAAGGUCGUCUGACCUUUACUUCACUAUUGCAAAUCGUAUGAAUGCAGUCAGUAGUGAGAGCGAUUGUGUGACUCAGAUGACUGCUUUAGCUCUUAUGAGGACUAUUCGUCCUCAGUUCUUCGAUCACAAUCUCAAUCACGGGCCUUUUGUUUUCUCUUUAACAGACUUAGAUGCGAGUAAUAUUCUGGUUGACAAGGACUGGAAUAUCAAAUGUAUUAUCGAUUUGGAAUGGGCUACUGUGCUUCCUAUAGAAUUUAUGCGAACUCCAAUAUGGCUGACCGGCCAAGCGGUUGAUGAUAUUGACAUUGAAGCUUAUAAUGAACUUCGCAAAGAAUUCAUGGAUGCCUUUAAAGAGGAAGAGCGAAAGUGUCCUGCAGAGUAUAACUUGCACCGGGCAUCCAUUAUGGAGAACUGGAGAACAGCUGGAAAUCAGGAGCCUUCUGGUAUACCACAGCUUUGCGGAGUCCGACUGGGCUCCAUGCUAUCUUUUACGACAGGAUCCAACUUUUGUAUUCCGAGAAACAUGCCGAAGACCCAAACUUCUUUAUCAUCCUCUGCCAAUAUUGGGGUCGUGGGGCAGCAAAAUUCAUCAAAACGAAGCUCGAAGACAAAAGGACGUAUGAUAAGAAGCUUCGAGAAGAAUUUGGCGAACUCUGACGCCAUCAGGAUGAUGAAUUUCGCAGAAAGUGAUUGCAUGGGUUUACAUUACAGGCUUUACAAAGGCUCUCUUAUAGGCUUUCUUAGGGGCUUUAUAAAGGCUUACAUAUAUUAUAGGCUUGCGGAGGGCCGAAGGUCCAGAGCAUUUAUAGGCACUAUCUGUAAAACAUCUAAUUAG